This is a messenger RNA of Loxodonta africana (African savanna elephant), 4848 nucleotides long. RefSeq names its product protein O-mannosyltransferase 1 (gene POMT1). Bases 1732 to 4143 code for a protein of 803 amino acids. The transcript has 20 exons. Gene Ontology annotation, cellular component: membrane. The record is from RefSeq and is a predicted model, not a curated record. Gene Ontology annotation, biological process: protein O-linked glycosylation. NCBI's taxonomy places the organism in Eukaryota, Metazoa, Chordata, Mammalia, Proboscidea, Elephantidae. Gene Ontology annotation, molecular function: mannosyltransferase activity.
UGGGGUGGGGAAGAGGGGUAAGCCAGGCAUGGGGCAGUGAGUGGAGGUGUUGAAUCAAGAGCUUGGAUUUGGGGUCAGGCAGUACUCAGUUCUGCCAUCUCCUAGCUGUGUGACUUUGGGGAAGACAUUCCACCACUCAGAGUCAUGAUUUCCUUAAACAUAAAGCAUGGAUUCUCACAGAAUCUAUCUACCUCAUGGCAUAGCACUGGGCAUGCAUGCAGGAGUUUAUAAAUUAUCUCCAAGUAAGUACAGCACUGUCCCCAUGAGGAGACUGGUCCCUCAGGUUCCUUCUGAACCUCUUGGCUAUGAGGGAGAGUCAGGGAUUUGGCAUGGGCAGCUCUCAGCUGACAGCCAUACCCAUGCCACAGAUUGACCAACUUCACAAGGGAGUGUAAUGGUGAAAGAGGCUGGGCCGGAGGCUGAGUGCCCCAUGGGAUGUGGGCUCUGAAUCCCAAAGCACACACUGCUUGCCUGAGGGCGCGGAAGGCUGAGAGCCUGCCCCACUCCUUCCUGGGGCCCAGGGACUCUUGCAUCACCGGUGGUCUCAUUUGCAGCCCAGAGCCCAACCUCAGGUAGCAUGUGCUCCCCCACCCCAGGCCCAGAUAAGCCCCUGGCCUCUUCCCAGGCAGAACGACCUGCGGUGAGUCAUGAGGGGGAAUAUGAGGACCAACAUUUGCUACAACGUUAAAUGCUUGUAGAUGGCAUCUAAUGCUAGUAUAUGUGGGGGGAAAAGUUUUGGAAACCGUAACCAUAAUCCAAGUUACUACCUCUGCAGUCUUCCUUUAAAAGUCCAUAUGUAUUAAUAUACAAAUAGACUAGGGGAUCAGGAACGGGGUCGGGGGAGAAGAGUAAUCCAUCAGCUGAGUUGUGUUUUUUAAGCUAAUGGCCCUGGGUCCCACACAUUCCAGUGAAAAAAUGGGAAGAAUGCAUUCAUUUAACGAAAAGUCACGUGUCUGGCUCUUGAAGCUCCUGGUGGGUGAUGAACACCAGGAAGUCUGAGCGGCUUGGCAGGGAGGAGCGACGAUUCUGCAGAGCGUGACCUGACCACGAGACGUUCAGGGGAGAUGCCCAAAAGAAGUUGGGUUGACCCAGCUGGAGAGAGAGACUUGGAACGUCCUGAAGCCGCUGCACGUGGGUGAGGCCGCUCGGGAGAGUGGCCCUUCCCCGGGCUUCUGGUGAGGUCCGUCAGCGGCGCACUCACCACGUACUUCCACUUUAAAUGCCCGUCCCCUGCUCCUGGAAACCCUGGUGGCUUAGUGGUUAAGUGCUACAGCUGCUAACCAAAAGAUCCGCAGUUCAAAUCCAGCAGACGCUCCUUGGAAGCUCUAUGGGACAGUUGUACUCUGACCUAUAGGGUCGCUAUGAGUCCGAAUCGACUUGACGGCAACGUAACCCUGAUCCUGCCUCUGGUAGGGAAUUAACGUGCACGUGAGAAAUGCAGCGACCUUUGUUCAUCAAGAAGCUAGAAACUGGUUCAUCCAAAUAAAAGACUUUUGAGCAGACGCUUUAAAAAGUAGAUCUCUAUGUCCUGACGUAGUAAAUAAUCUCCGUGGCAUAUUAAGUGAAAAAGAAAGGAGUAAAAUAUGUACAUGAUUCCGUUUGUGUUUUUAGAAAGAUGCAUAUGUCUAACAUCCACCGAAAUAUCUGGAACACCAAAGCAGUGAACAACGAUAACCUUAGGGGAGAAACGACAUUACCUUCGGUUUUACACCCCCGACUCCUGUUUGCAUCAUGAGCCUAGUGCGCAAGCGCGCUGCGGCCAUUCGGCUCAGCAGACGCGGCGAAUCGAGCGUCGAGCAGGACGGUGAGCGGCCCGAGUGCCGAGCGGCUCAGGAGGGCGCGCGCUGCGACAGCACCCAACGGUCAGACCCCCAGGCCGUUCGGAGGCGCGGCGAGGCGCGGGGAGCAGCUCUGCGGGGACUCGGAGAAAAACAAGGCAUCCUCCUGAGCCUGCUUUUCUACAAGAUGUUGGGAUUUUUGAGGCAUCCGCUAGUGGUGACAGCGGACAUCAACCUGAAUGUCGUGGCUCUGACUGGGGUGGGGUUACUGAGUAGACUGUGGCGACUCACCUAUCCUCGGGCUGUGGUUUUUGAUGAAGUGUAUUAUGGGCAGUACAUCUCUUUUUACAUGAAACGGAUCUUCUUCUUGGACGACAGUGGACCACCGUUUGGCCACAUGCUGCUGGCCUUGGGAGGUUAUUUAGGAGGAUUUGAUGGUAACUUUUUGUGGAACAGAAUUGGAGCAGAAUACAGCAGCAAUGUGCCUGUCUGGUCCUUGCGCUUGCUGCCAGCUCUCGCAGGGGCUUUCUUGGUCCCCAUGGCCUAUCAGAUAGUGUUAGAGCUCAACUUUUCUCACUGCGCUGCCAUGGGAGCUGCUCUGUUGGUGCUUAUAGAGAAUGCUCUCAUCACUCAGUCAAGGCUAAUACUUUUGGAAUCAGUACUCAUAUUUUUUAACCUCUUGUCUGUGUUGUCCUACCUGAAGUUCUCCAACCUCCAGAAACACAGCCCGUUCUCUCCAAGCUGGUGGUUUUGGCUAAUGCUGACGGGAGUUGCUUGUUCCUGCGCUGUUGGCAUAAAAUACAUGGGUGUUUUCACAUACUUGCUCGUGCUCAGCAUUGCUGCCGUCCACGCCUGGCACCUGAUUGGAGACCAGACCUUAUCAAACGUCUGUGUGUUCUGUCACCUGCUGGCCAGAACAGUGGCUUUAUUGAUCAUCCCAAUCCUCACGUACUUACUUUUCUUCUACGUCCAUUUGAUUCUACUCUACCGCUCUGGGCCGCACGACCAAAUCAUGUCGAGCGCAUUCCAGGCCAGCUUGGAGGGAGGACUGGCUCGUAUCACACGAGGCCAGCCCCUGGAGGUGGCCUACGGCUCCCAGGUCACUCUGAGAAGUGUCUUUGGCAAGCCCAUGCCCUGCUGGCUUCAUUCCCACCAGAACACCUACCCCAUGAUAUAUGAGAAUGGCCGGGGCAGCUCCCACCAGCAGCAGGUAACCUGUUACCCCUUCAAAGAUGUCAACAACUGGUGGAUUGUAAAGGAUCCUGGGAGGCACCAGCUGGUGGUGGGCAACCCGCCGAGGCCUAUCCGGCACGGAGACAUCGUGCAGCUGGUCCACGGCAUGACCACCCGCCUCCUCAACACGCACGAUGUCGCAGCCCCUCUGAGCCCCCACUCCCAGGAGGUUUCCUGUUACAUUGACUAUAACAUCUCCAUGCCCGCCCAGAACCUCUGGAGACUGGAGAUUGUCAACAGAGAAUCAGAUACAGAUGUCUGGAAGACCAUAAUGUCCGAGGUUCGGUUUGUACAUGUGAACACUUCUGCCAUCUUAAAGCUGAGCGGGGCACAUCUCCCUGACUGGGGGUUCCGGCAGCUGGAAGUGGUUGGGGAGAAGCUGUCCAGGGGCUUCCACGAGAGCAUGGUGUGGAACGUGGAGGAGCACCGGUACGGGAAAAGCCAGGAACAGAAGGAGAGGGAACUGGAGCUGCACUCACCUACUCAGGUUGACAUCAGCAGAAACCUCAGCUUCAUGGCCAGGUUCUCGGAACUGCAGUGGCGGAUGCUGACGUUGAGGACUGAUGACUCAGAGCACAAGUAUAGCUCCACCCCGCUGGAGUGGGUCACGCUGGACACCAACAUCGCCUAUUGGCUGCACCCCAGGACCAGUGCACAGAUCCAUCUGCUGGGGAACAUCACGAUCUGGGCUUCGGCCAGCCUCGCCAUGGUGACCUACGCCCUGCUCUUCUUCUGGUACCUGCUCCGACGGCGAAGAAGCAUCCGCGACCUCCCUGAGGAUUGCUGGCUGCGUUGGGUGCUGGCUGGCGCUCUGUGCUGUGGGGGCUGGGCGGUGAAUUAUCUCCCUUUCUUCAUGAUGGAGAAGACACUCUUCCUUUACCACUACCUGCCGGCACUCACCUUCCAGAUCAUCCUGCUCCCCGUGGUCUUGCAGCACGUGAACGACCACCUGUGCAGGUCCCAGCUACAGAGGAGCGUCUUCAGUGCCCUGGUGGUGGCCUGGUACUCCUCCGCAUGUCACGUGUUUAACACCCUGCGCCCACUGACAUAUGGGGAUACACCUCUCUCCCCAAGUGAACUCAGGGCCCUUCGCUGGAGAGACAGCUGGGACAUCUUGAUCCGAAAGUACUAACAGAACAAGAACACGGAGGGCAUCUGUGCCAGGGUCAGGACAAGGCAGAACCAGUCUUUUAUAAAGACUUGUGAUUUUAACACGUAGAAUGUCUCUAAACUUGGAGACUGGCCAGGGCUUCGUAAAGAUUCUACUGGAAUUUAUUAUGGUUUCGUUCUUGAAACCCUCUGUUUGGAGUUUAUUUAUUCCAGACAACAAAGAACAGGCCCUACGUGCCCAGUGACUCCUCAGAGACCCGCUGAACUAAGACACACUGAGUACUUCCUACUCCGUGGCUAACACAGGAAUCGCUGGUGAAGCAAGAACUCUAUAGGUCAGUGCUGGAGCAAGUCAGUCUAACCAGGUUUCCCAGCAGUUGCUAGUUUUGGUUUUUCCUUUGCUGAGAAUCUCCUUUGUGAAAACUGUUGAACCUGCUGAAGAGAACAGUGUCUUAGCAGUUGCUUUUAGUGAAGCCUUGCAAGAAUUACCUAGAACAAGCUGGCAUCACAUAAACUGAAUGAUAAUAAGCUUUUUAGGAAGCUUAAAUGGAAUUCUCUGAUCACUGUAUUUAAAAACUGUUACUCCUCACAAUUGCUGUGCUUUUAAAAACCCUGAGAUUUUGUUGCAAUCCAUCACAAGUGAGCAGCAUCUCCAGUUUCACCUAUCAGCAGUCAAGGUUGCUGUCAUCCACACAUUUUCUUGUCCUGUUUUUUUUUUUUUUUUUUA